Molecule: messenger RNA, 891 nt
Organism: Penicillium odoratum
Lineage: Eukaryota; Fungi; Ascomycota; Eurotiomycetes; Eurotiales; Aspergillaceae
Product: hydroxymethylglutaryl-CoA lyase
Exons: 2
Coding region: 1-891 (296 amino acids)
Biological process (GO): ketone body biosynthetic process; L-leucine catabolic process
Molecular function (GO): hydroxymethylglutaryl-CoA lyase activity
Source: RefSeq, a predicted model, not a curated record
AUGACGGUCACAUCAUCGCCGUUCGUGCGAAUUGUUGAAGUUGGACCCCGAGAUGGCCUUCAGAACAUCUCUCAAUGGAUUUCAACUACCACCAAACUUGAUCUUAUAAAUCGACUCGUGCGCUGCGGACUGAGCACAAUAGAACUGACUUCCAUUGUGUCCCACCGCGCGGUUCCUCAGAUGGCUGAUGCCACCGAGUUGCUUCAGGAUGCCAAUGUGCAGAACAUGCUCGCCAAAGCCAAUGUUAGGCUUCCUGUUUUAGUGCCGAAUCUUCGCGGACUUGAAAUUGCCCAUUCCUACGGGGUAAAGGAAAUAGCAGUCUUUAUCAGUGCCACAGAGGGAUUCAGCAGGGCAAAUAUAAAUUGCACUUGCAAUGAGGCAAUUAGGAGGAUAGGGAAGGUGGUAGCUGAGGCCAGGCGAUUGGGUAUUGCCGUGAGGGGCUAUGUGUCGUGCAUAUUUGCAGACCCUUAUGAUGGACCAACAGAGCCCUCUUCUGUUCUCGUUCCGGUAAAGGAACUUCUUGACAUGGGCUGCUACGAGGUCAGUCUAGGGGAUACCCUUGGCACUGGAGACCCAGACGCUGUAACUGUACUCCUGAAGUACCUCCAGCACCAUGGAAUACCCAUGAGCAGCAUCGCGGGCCACUUCCAUGACACGUAUAAUCAGGCACUGGCAAACGCGUGGGCCGCCUACGAGUGUGGGGUACGGACCUUGGACAGCAGUCUGGGGGGGCUGGGCGGCUGUCCUUUUGUUCCGGGGGCUCGAGGCAAUCUUGCAACAGAAAUACUGGUUGCUUCCUUUGAAAAGGCCGGGAUUGCCACGGGGGUCAAUACUGAGCAACUAGAGGAGGCGGUGGCCUGGGUACGAGAUGCAUUGAAGGCUGGCAAUUAA